UCAAAAGCCACGCGUCAUGUGUCCAACUUCAUCUCAGUCUAUGCCCUUAGAUAAGCAGCCCAAAAGACAACAGGUCUCAAAGGACUCCAAGCCAUCAUCUUCUAUUCAUUCAGCAUCUUAUAUCCCCUCAUCUCCAAAAGCAUACAAAAAGAACAAUGGACGUACGAACUCCAUGAUACCAAUCCCUCACAGGAACCCUUUAACGGCCACAAAAUCUAUUUAAGUCUUAUGCGUCACAUGCCCUUAUUUCUUUUUUCCUAUUUGUAUAAAUAAAUAAAAGAAUGGAUGUCAUCAAGGCAAUACAGCAUUAUGCUAAUAAAAUGAUUGAAGAUGUACCUGGAAUGAAGGCACUCUUACUUGAUACUGAGACAACACCCAUCAUUUCACUUGUAACAACCCAAUCAGCUCUAUUGACAAAGGAAUGCUACUUGAUUGAUAGAAUUGAUAAUAGAAAUAGAGACAGACUCAAACAUUUGAAAUGUAUCUGUUUUCUAAGACCAACCAGAGAAGCGUUACAUUACCUCGUUGCCGAACUACGAGAACCCGCCUAUGGUGAUUACUAUUUAUACUUUAGCAAUACGAUACGAAAAGCAGAUAUUGAACAACUUGCCGAAGUGGACGAACAUGAAGUGAUUAGAGAGGUACAAGAGUAUUUUGGUGACUACCUUGCCAUCAAUCCGGAUCUAUUUUCGCUCGGACAAGAUCCUCAUCAGCUAUUUGGUAAUAGUGUCACCAGUUGGCAACCAGACGUACUCAAUCAGACCGUUGCUCAGCUUUCUGCUGUUCUUCUCAGUUUGAAAAAGAGACCUCUGAUACGAUAUCAGGGAGCAAGUGAAAUGGCCAAGACGUUGGCAGAGGAAUUACAACGUACGAUACAACAAGAGGGUCAACUGUUUGAUUUCAGAAGACCUGAUACACCGCCUAUCAUGCUCAUUUUGGACAGAAGAAAUGAUCCUGUCACGCCAUUAUUGACCCAGUGGACAUACCAAGCCAUGGUACAUGAAUUGAUUGGUAUCCAUCAUGGUAGAGUAGACAUGUCGAAUGUGCCUGAAGUAAAGAAUGAGUUGAAGGAAAUUGUAUUAUCCCCAGAUCAGGAUCCAUUUUUCAAAAAGUCAAUGUAUUUCAACUUGGGUGAUUUAGGUGCUACGAUCAAGCAGUAUGUUGACGAAUAUCAAACCAAGACAAAAUCCAAUAUGAAUAUUGAGACGAUUGCGGAUAUGAAGCGUUUUGUUGAAGAAUAUCCAGAAUUUAGAAAGCUUUCGAGUAACGUGUCGAAACAUGUCGCCUUGGUCAGUGAAUUGAGCAGACGAGUCUCUCAAGAUCAUUUACUGGAAGUGAGUGAGACAGAACAAAGCAUUGCAUGUAAUGGAAACCAUGGAAGUGAUUUGGAUAGUGUACAAAAGUUAUUGUCAGAUCCUCGUGUACCCGAGGAAGCCAAAGUACGUCUGGCUCUGUUGUAUGUCUUGAGAUAUGAGACGACGGGUGCUAAUAGGAUUACGGCCAUGGCCGAUCUAUUGGACAGUGUCGGUGUGAGUGAUAGAAAAAGCGCUCUCAUUCCUGCCUUACUACACUAUGCCGGAGAAAAACGAAGGCAGGGUGAUUUGUUUAGUAAUCAAUCCUUGUUAUCAAGGGGUAAAAGUGCCUUAAAGGGAUUAAAAGGGGUUGAAAACGUGUAUACACAACAUACACCUUUCUUGGCAGACAUAUUGGAUUUACUGAUCAAGGCACGACUUAAAGAGAAUGAAUAUCCGUUCAUUCAAGGCAACCUACAAGUGGCUCGUGAAAGACCUCAGGACAUAAUUGUGUUUAUAUGUGGAGGCGCAACCUAUGAGGAAGCACGAUAUAUAGCUCAAUUAAAUGAUUCAGCGCCUGGUGUCAGAAUUGUAUUAGGAGGCAACUAUAUACAUAACUCAAGAAGCUUUUUAGAACAAGUGGAACAGGCAAAUCGAUUCAUUUAUUAAAUAAAAACUUGUUUAAGGUGAACAAAAGGGGGACGAGCUGAAUUUUUUUUUCCUUUUCUUUUUUUU
Messenger RNA from Rhizopus microsporus ATCC 52813, 2027 nucleotides. Its product is annotated as Sec1-like protein. The coding region runs from base 282 to 1961 and encodes 559 amino acids. Gene Ontology annotation, biological process: intracellular protein transport; vesicle-mediated transport. Lineage: Eukaryota; Fungi; Mucoromycota; Mucoromycetes; Mucorales; Rhizopodaceae. The transcript is spliced from 6 exons. Gene Ontology annotation, cellular component: Golgi membrane. The record is from RefSeq and is a predicted model, not a curated record.